Penicillium cinerascens is the source of this 4863-nucleotide messenger RNA. Its product is annotated as chromatin segregase YTA7. Gene Ontology annotation, cellular component: nucleus. Gene Ontology annotation, biological process: positive regulation of transcription by RNA polymerase II. The record is from RefSeq and is a predicted model, not a curated record. Gene Ontology annotation, molecular function: ATP binding; chromatin binding; ATP hydrolysis activity. The transcript has 3 exons. Bases 1 to 4863 code for a protein of 1620 amino acids. Lineage: Eukaryota; Fungi; Ascomycota; Eurotiomycetes; Eurotiales; Aspergillaceae.
AUGCGCGGUAGCGCCAAACGCUCCCUCGAGGAGAUCGCCAUCAUGUCCGACUCGGACGAUGAAGACUGGAGUGCACCUUCCGAUCGUCCUGCCCGGCGCACCGCGCGCAAGUCCAAAUCGAGCCCUCAGAAGAAGUCACGGCCGGCCAAGAAGCGCCGACGCCGUGACUCUGAUAUCGUGUCAGAUAAUGCCAGUAUGAGUGAUGAUGAUCUUUCCAUCCUGGAAGAGUCCGAGUCUGAGGAGGAAGAUCUGGAUGAUCCCAAUAUUCCCCGAAAUGCACGAGGAACUGCGCGCCGACGAACCACCCAAAGUCGUCCACUAUAUGAAGAACCAUCCGACGAAGAUGAAUCGCCUGGAGAUGAUGAGGCCGAGGACGAGGAAUCAGAGGCUGCCGCCCCAGUCCCGCCAAAGCGCACUAUCGUCACACUCAAACUUCCACCUGAAAUUCUCGCAGAGCCACAGUUUAACGGCAGACGGAUCACUCGCCGUACUCGAGGUGCUUCGGAGGAUAUCUACGCCUUGACUAAUUCAGGCCGCCACGUGGAGACUGUUGAACGCGCCACUCUCAGCCCAGAGACGCAAAAUGGACGCAGCGGCUCCCGUCACCCCAGCCGAGCAUCCAAGCAGCCUGUGAUCGCCGAGGAGAGCAUUGAAACGAGCGCCGAGGUCCAAGGCUCUCUAGAGAUCCUGGAGAGCGAUGUGCCUCAGAGUGGUGCCGAGGGCGAUACCACAAUAGCCAACGACGCGGACCAGGCUGAUGUCGACAUGACUCAUGAUUCGGGUGUUAUCCCAGAAUCAGAGAAUGGAGAAGCCAAAAUUGAAGCGGAUGAGGAUGAGGAUGAAGACGAAGGUCCCAUCAUCCGCCGACGGAGCAGACCAACCCGCAACGACCACGAGGCGGAGGAACAACAGGAGGCUGAGCCUUCUGAUGGACUUCGCCGAUCCGGUCGAAAGAAGCCAUCACGAAACUCACAGCAGAAAGGCGAAGAGAGUGAUUUCGAGCCCGAAGGCGAAGAGGAAGAAGACGAUGAUGAUUCAGACUCCGUCCAGUCCAGUGGCUCGCCCCGCAAGGGUAGCAGAGCCCGUGAUGAUGAAGACAGCGUCGCUAGCCGUCGCCCUGGCCUGCGUAAGCGCCCUGAUCGAUCCCGCGGCACAUCCUACGUUGCCGAAGAACUCGCCGAUGAGCUGGAAGACUUGAAGGAUGGUAAGAAGAGCCGGCGUCACGCCGUGGAACAUAUUGUCUACGAGAAGCCCAAGCGCAACCGCAAGGAUGUCGACUAUCGCAUCAUCCGCCCGGAUCUGCUAUUGAACCUGGAUGAAAACGAUCAUGAUGCAGUGGCCGAGUCUCCAUCACGCCGUGGACGCGGUGGUGGGGGCGGCUGGCAGCGCAAUCUUCUCCCCACGUUCGGACCCUUUGGCGGUGCCGGUCAAUCAUCAAUCCUUGGACCUCCCGGUGCCGCUGCUACGACUGGAGGUGUCGAUAGCGACAGCAGUGAUGACGAGGGACAGGCAAAGAAUACUGGCCUUACCCCUGGCGGUAUCCUUGCCCCCCAGGGUCAUGCUGGCGAUGCUCAAGGUCUCUCAGGCACUCCCGCCAACUUCGGCAAAGUAAAGGACAAACAGUCUUUGGCCGACGCGGACCCGCUUGGUGUUGAUAUGAGCGUCAAUUUUGACAGCGUGGGAGGCUUGCAGGGACACAUCGAUCAGCUGAAGGAGAUGGUUUCUCUUCCCCUCCUGUAUCCGGAGAUCUUUCAACGGUUCCAUAUUACGCCACCUCGAGGCGUGUUGUUCCAUGGACCCCCCGGUACCGGAAAGACGCUCUUGGCUCGCGCCCUGGCAAACAGUGUCAGCUCGGAGGGACGCAAGGUAACGUUCUACAUGAGAAAGGGCGCAGAUGCGUUGAGCAAAUGGGUUGGUGAGGCCGAGCGGCAACUACGACUUCUGUUCGAGGAGGCUCGCAAGACACAGCCUAGCAUCAUCUUCUUCGAUGAGAUUGAUGGACUGGCUCCCGUACGAUCUAGCAAACAGGAACAGAUCCAUGCCUCAAUCGUCUCUACUCUUCUGGCAUUAAUGGAUGGCAUGGACGGUCGUGGUCAAGUCAUUGUCAUUGGUGCUACCAACCGGCCGGACUCCGUUGAUCCUGCUCUUCGCCGCCCUGGUCGCUUUGACCGCGAGUUCUACUUCCCGCUUCCUAACCUCGAGGGCCGACGUGCCAUCCUCGACAUUCACACCAAGGGCUGGGAUCCCGCUCUCCCGCAAGAUAUCAAAGACGAACUGGCCAAGAUCACCAAAGGCUACGGAGGUGCCGAUCUCCGAGCUCUUUGCACCGAAGCCGCUCUCAAUGCCGUGCAGAGAAAAUACCCUCAGAUUUACAAGUCUGAUAAGAAGCUCAUAAUCGAUCCAAAGACCAUCGAUGUGAUUCCCAAGGACUUCAUGCUGGCUGUCAAGAAGAUGGUUCCUUCCUCGGAACGGUCUACUGCAUCGGGGGCAUCUUCAUUGCCCAAGAAUGUGGAGCCUCUCCUUCGUCAGUCUUUGAUACAGAUUGAAAUUUCGCUCUCAGAGGUCCUUCCCCAGCGAAAGAGACUCACUGCCCUCGAGGAGGCUCAGUUCGAAGAGCCCGAAGACGGGAACGGAUUCAAGCGAGAACAAAUGAUGCAGGAAUUCGAUCGGUCGCGGGUCUUCCGGCCCCGUCUGCUCCUAAGAGGUUCACAGGGAAUGGGUCAGCAGUACCUUGCAGCCGCACUACUUCAUCAUUUCGAGGGAUUGCAUGUUCAGGCAUUCGAUCUUCCUACGUUACUCAGCGACUCUACUCGGUCUCCUGAAGCCACGGUCAUUCAGCUCUUCUCGGAAGUCAAGCGAAAUAAACCCAGUGUGAUUUACAUCCCCAACGUCCAAACGUGGGCAGAGACAGUUGGCCCCGCUGUCAUCUCUACAUUCCUCGGUCUCCUACAAUCAGUACCAGCUUCUGACCCAGUCUUGUUGCUCGGAGUGCUUGAGUCGACAGGCGAGGAGAUGGAUGGCGUCCUGCUGAAGAGAAUGUUCGGAUUCUCCAAGAAGAACCUGUUUGACAUUCAUGCCCCGGACCACACUGCCCGCCAUGAGUUCUUUGCCAAACUCAUCGAAUACGUCAAAACUCCUCCCGCCGAGUUCCCUGACCCCGAAAAUCGCAAGAAGCGUCAACUCGAAGAGCUGGAGGUCGCUCCACCCCCUCCCCCGCAAGCCGAGGCGCAGAUGACCAAGGAGCAACUUAAGGCUCAGAAGAAGAAAGACCGACACAUUCUGAAUUGUCUGAAGAUUCGGAUCCAGCCGAUUAUGGAGCAGCUGAGGAAAUACAAGCGGUUCCGGACCGGCGUGGUUGACGAAAACCAGAUUAGAUACUUGUGGGAGGAAGAGGACCCCAACAUAGUGACCAGUGAUUUACCACCUGACGAACAAGGGUUCCACCGUCCAUAUGAAAAGGCUUUCGACAAACACGGCGUGGUCGGUCUUCGCGAGACUGCCACAGGCCGGUUCUUCUACAACUUGGAUAUUGUCAUUAUCGAGAAGCGCCUCUCGAAUGGCUACUACAAGCGCCCUUCCGAUUUCUUGGCCGAUGUUAAGCGCAUCGCCAAGGAUGCACGCCAAUUAGACGACGCCGAGAAAGCCAUGCGAGCGAAUGAGAUGCUGGCGAACGUUGAAGUCGACAUUGCCAACAUUGAUCUCACUGACCCGCUUCUUGUUGCGGACGCGAGCUUGCUCGCGAAAAAGGCGGCUGCCGAGCGUGCUCGCGCGGAACAGAGUCAGGUGUCUCGGCCCGGUACUGGAAAUGUGCCCCACGGCAACACCGAGUCGGGCCCCUCCACUGGCCCUGUCCAUCUUGGUGUUUCUUCUCCCGAGAGCAAGUCAGCCGAACGUCCGGUCACUCCUGCGCGAGAGUCGCAUGUGAACUUCACCAAUGGAGAUCACAAUGGGUACCACAAUUCUGGCGGGUCGGAUCUCAAUGAGAAUGGCCCUCAUGGUCAGAGCAACGGCUCCCACGGCGAUGGUGAUGGUGAUGGUGAUGGUGAUGGUGAUGUUUUCAUGACCAACUCCGAGGAUCACUCUGGCAGCAAGGACACACUGAACAGCUCGUUUGGACCUUCUGCGCAACCUAAGCCUGCUUAUUCGCACACUGCUCCAUCUCAGCAGGUCCGCCGCGAGUCUGGUCUGUCGAGCUUCUCGCAGAAGGGUCCGAUGACCCCAAUGGCUCCGGGAUCUCAGCCCGGUGAUUACACCAACGAGGCUUCUACGACUCAGACAACUUCGGACAAGAAAUCAUCAGAGCAAUUAUCCAACCAUCACCACCAGACCCAGAGUCCUCAUGUCUCACGGCAUGAAUAUCCGGACCUUACCCAAUACCCCGACCGUAUUUCGCAGGAAGAGCACCUGCCGGACACCCAGCAGGGAGGCAGCAGCCAGCCCUCUCCCCGGCACCAGGCAGACGAUAACGCUACUGUUUAUGACAGCCAGUCACAGUCCAAGCCUCAGCCUCCUCUCUUCGGCGAAUCUUCCAAGCCGGUCACGAACUCCUCCGCCAACCUGCAACAGCUGCUCAAUGAAGAGCCAGUACCCCAGCUGGACCUCGACCUCGAGUACGUCGAGCACCUGCACAACCAACUCACCCAGCAGACAAGCGGGUGCUCGGUCGAGCAGUUGGAGCAAGUUGCCACCUGCCUGAUGGAUUACAUCUGGCGCAAGCGCGGCGAGUGGAACCGCACCGCUGUGGCCAAGGGCCUCACGGAGGCAUUCAACGCCGUUUUGGACGACAUGCAGUCCAUGCAGGAUAUCGGGCCCAUCAGCCAUCACACCAAGCAGCAGAUGGGCAAUCCCAGCUACCCGCUGUGA